GGGGCGCUGCGGGCGCUGCUGCCGCCGAGCUCCGGGGCCGCCGGGGCGUCCCGGCUCCGCGGCCUCCUCGCCAACGCCGGGGGCGCGGCGCCGGCCCGGCCGAGAGGCGUCGUCGGCGCGGUGCGGCUGGAUCGCUCCCCGCCGCCGCGGCUGCCAAGGGACCGUCGCCGUCUCGUCGCCUCAGCGCAGCUGUCUGGGCCCGGCCCGCGCCGCCGCCCGCCAUCCCCCCCUUCCCUGGCCGGGCCUGCGGGAUGUUCAUUUUAAAGAUUCUGUGAAGAUGAAAAGGGAUAUCUUAUGGUUUUACGAAAGAUAAAGCAAUACUGUCUGACAUGACGGCUAAAAAUGUUGGUGUGACUUCCACAAAUGGAGACUUGAAAGGAUUUAUAGAUCAGAACCAGAGUCCAACAAAAGAGAAACAAGCAGUUUCUGAAGAUGUUUUCAGAUACAGAUCUGCCUUUUGGAAAAUUUACACAAAACAAGAAAACAUCCUUGCCUCAAAUUGUAAUAUUUCAGUAAUUACAUUGCCAGUUUCCAGCACCAACUCUCCGACUAAGAUUUUGCCAAAAACCUUAGGACCAAUCAAUGUGAAUGUUGGACCCCAAAUGAUCAUAAGCACACCACAAAGACUGACCAAUUCAGGGAGUGUUCUGAUUGGGAGUCCGUAUAACCCACCUCAAACAAUGGUCACACAGACACACAUAACAGAAGCUUCUGGCUGGGUCCCAGGGGAGCGAAAACGGACUCAGGAAAUUAUAGAGUCAGAUUUUUCAGAAAGUAAGAGAAGCAAAAAAGGAGAUAAAAAUGGGAAGGGUCUGAGGCAUUUUUCAAUGAAAGUUUGCGAAAAAGUUCAACGUAAAGGAACAACUUCGUACAACGAAGUGGCCGACGAGCUGGUGUCAGAGUUCACAAACUCCAACAGCCACUUGGCUGCAGACUCGCAGGCUUAUGAUCAGAAAAAUAUUAGACGGAGAGUUUACGAUGCCCUCAACGUCCUGAUGGCAAUGAACAUCAUUUCAAAGGAGAAGAAGGAAAUCAGAUGGAUUGGCCUUCCUACAAACUCAGCUCAGGAAUGUCAGAAUCUAGAGAUAGAAAAACAGAAGCGGAUUGAAAGGAUAAAACAGAAGCGAGCCCAACUGCAAGAACUGCUGCUGCAGCAAAUAGCAUUUAAAAACUUGGUACAAAGAAAUCAGCAAAAUGAACAGCAAAAUCAAGGCCCUCCAUCUUUGAACUCCACAAUACAGCUGCCCUUCUUAAUAGUCAACACUAGCAAAAGAACAAUUAUAGACUGCAGCAUAUCAAGUGACAAAUUUGAAUACCUCUUUAAUUUCGAUAACACUUUCGAGAUUCAUGAUGACAGUGAGGUGCUGAAGAGAAUGGGAAUGUCCUUUGGGCUCGAAGCAGGCAAGUGCUCAGCUGAGGACCUAAGAACUGCAAAAUCACUGGUGCCAAAAGCUUUAGAAGGCUAUAUCACAGAUAUGUCUGCAGGAUUUUCAUGGAUAAACCAAGGGUUACUUUCAAGUUCAGCACAAGUAGUUUCACACUUAGAGGCAGCUGGAGGCACUUGCAAUGCUAAAUCAAGUGAGAAUGCAGGGUUGUGUCUGGAUGCUGAAGUGGCCUUAGCAACUGGGCAGCUCAUUGCCCUGAGCAGUCAGCAGUCCAGCAGCGCAGCGUCCCGGGGGGAAACGCCCUGCUCCUUCAACGAUGAAGAUGAAGAGGAUGAAGAUGAGGAUUCUUCCUCCCCAGAAUGAGGAUAGUAGAAAAUGGAAUAUACAAAAUGCUGCUCAAAUAUUCUUAAUGGGAGUUCCUGUUUGGAUUUUACUGGUUUCUUGCCUUGUUUUGCACUGUGUUCAGUGAAGCAAAAUGGACGCUUCAAAAUCAACUUAUUCAUAACUGAAAAACUUUUUGUAACUGAACACAGAGUGACAUGUAGAGACAGAGCAAAAUGGGUUUUAUCAGCUAAAACCGAGGAAAAGAACAAAGUUCUCAGAGAUUUGGCAAAGCAAACCCCAAGUUUACCUUUUCCAUUUUGGGACUUAAGUCUCUGUCUUCCCCUUGUCUUUACCAGAUGGAGAAGAAAACGGAGUCAGUCAGCAAAUGCCAAUUCUUGCAUUGUCUUUUGGCUGUGCUGCCUUUAGAAAAAGGGGGAGGAAGAGCACAUGCAAAUGCGUUAAAAAAGCUAUUUAAAACUAUCUUAUAUGAAAAUGGUUAUAGGGAAAAGGGGCUGCUAAAAUGUUUGCUUUUUUUCUGUUCAACUUGCUGUAUAGAAGAUUCUUAAAGUAAUACAAAUUGCAAGUGAUUAAAUGGAUCUUGAAAUAGUUUAAAUCCAUUUUAGAUACUCUAAAAGUAACAGUAUAAAAGGUUCGUAUGUUCAUUUAUACUGCAGACCUAAUUUAUUAUAAAUAAGUGAAUAUUCUUAGUCAUUAUUAAAACAGUCAGGAAAAAUCCAGUAUUCUCUGCACCAGCUUUUUUAAGGAAAACAAGUCACAAAAAAUUGUAUUUCUAGAUUACAAUGUAUCCAGUGUAGCUUCUUCUUUACUGUUCUAACUUUAUAUAAUCCCUUUGAUGUUAGAGCAUGUGUUGGAUUUUUUUCAAAAAAGCCUCCCACCAUGUUAAGGCUCUCAGGCAGCGUGUUUUCAAGGCAGUGCUUUCAAAUGUGGGCUGGGUAGGUCACAGAACUUUUUUUAAAGUCAUAGGCUGAGGUUCUUAGGGAAAAAAAAAAUUUCAACAAUAUGUCAUUUCAUGUUUUGCAUUCCAGUCAGCUUGGAUUAUGUAUGACAGAAGAACUGUCUUAUCAUUAACUUCUGUUGCACUCACCUUGAUGCGCCUUUGAAAAUUGUAUCAAACCACUUCAAAUAAUCUGUGGCUCAAGUUACACAACACGAAUCCCAUCUGAACUGUUGAAUAAGACUUGCAGCAGGAGGCUGUGUGUUCCAUAGCUAACAUCACAUCCAAUCAUAAAGGCCUUUUUUUUAAAAAAAAAAAAACCACUUCAAUAUCAGUGCACAAUACACUGCAGAUGUACUCUUCUCGUGGUGUUCUAACAUCCAGGCUUUUAACUAGCCUAGAAGUUAACUAUUUUUAAUUAGGUAAAUGCAGUUUAAAAUAGUGUUACUUCUUUCCAGUUUUUAUACUGUAAGUAAUAGUUGUCUCAGCAAUGUUACUAUGUUGGGAGAGGAGGCAGCUCAUCCCUCUGUUCCUGCCUGAGCACUGACAGCAAUUGCGCCCCUGGGGGCUCUGAGGGGACUCUCCCAGCAGGGGCUGUGCCCACUCACCUCUUACAGCCAGACCUGCACUCAGGCCAAAAGCACCAAGCCUGAGCUGCACAGAGAAAAUGAGGCUCCAGCUCCUGAGCUGCCUGGCUGUGACCAGGAGGCAGCACAGGACCAGCUGCACCCAGGACAGGCAAAACUGCGAGGAGCAGACAAGCACAUCUGCAUGUUUACAUCAAAAACUAAAGCAUCCAGAAACUUUUCACAGAUAGUUCAAACUCCUGCACUUGAGGUACAGUUAGGGCAGCACCAGUAUGUAAGUACAGCUCUUGGCUGAGCAAGUAGAGCUCUCUAGCUUACACAGCUCAGUUACAAAUGCACAAAUUAAAAGAAUUCCUGUAUGCCUACCAUGUUAUUCAUCCUCUGGGCAAGACUGUUAAGACUAUCCUGUGCCCAUGGCUCACAGGCAAGAGCAGACUGAGGGCUUUACACCACCUCACUUUGACCAAAUCUGUAGCACUACCUCUAUACCAAGGAAAGCUUUACAAACACAAAGUAAUAUUCUUGCUGAGAGAGUCAAUGCACCUGAGCUAAGCAGCUCACUUUGGAAAUAGGGGGAGGAGAGAACAGGUACUCCAGGCAUGUUAUUAUGGAAUUUGCAGCUUCAUGAAUGACAUUUCAUUUAAACAGAUAAUCACUUUUAUUCUUAUAAACCCAUUGCUUUUCAAAAACUGCACUGUCAGUCAGCUUUCAUUGGAGAGGGCAGAUCAAAGAUACCUUUAUGCAGGAUCCUAAGGAACUCUUAAAGAGAAACAUCUUCUAAAUAAUUACCCCUCAGCAAUACAUUAGGGGCACAUUUAACUUUACACUUUAUUCACACUUCCCACUCAAGAUCUGUGUAAAAACUAAAACCAACAAAACACUAAACAGGUCCUAAAGAGCAGCACUUUGAACUAUAAGAACCUGGGAAAAAAAGGCUUCCUGCCCAGAAAUGGAAUGUAUUUUAUUAGCAGUCAGUGUGCUUUCUGCUUUACGGGAGGAAGAUCUGAAAUGAUACCUUUCUUCCAUUGAUGUCUGUGCCCUUCAAAGCAGCAGACUGCACAGCUACUUGCUUUCUGGCAAACCUCAAGCUAUCAAAAGAUAAAAAAAUCUAGGAGCACAUAACAUUCAUUUAGACAGUUGAACCAAAUCUUUAGAAGUUAUUUUUCCUGGACUAGUUGAAUACAAAGGACAAAACAAGUUACAACAUUUAGAAGAGACUUCAAAAGUAAAUUCUUUCCUUGGGUUUCCUUGUGCCAAGUUCCAGUAGAGGAUGAAGUUCAACUAAAGCACUGUGGUCUUGUGGCUACACUGAAGUCUGGGAACUAGGAGAAUUUUGGGCCUUAUCCAGCCAUAGUCACUCAUGUAUGAUCUCAGACAAGCCUUUCAGUCAUUCCUGUUGAUCUUAGCUGACAUAUUUUAAAAAGAAACAACACACACACACAAACCCCACAAACCAACAUAGGUAAAUGCAGGACCUCACAAAAUGCAGGUGUUGUAUCUGAUUUGAGCACUGAGCAAUUGUGAGUAACAGGGGGGGUGAGAAUAUUAGCUCACCACACAGCUCCCACGCAGCUCGUGGCAGUGGUUGUGCUCAGCUGCUUCAACACACAGGCCCUCCCUCCCCUGAGAGCCAGCAGCACUUUCCAGAAUAAAUGGUCAUGAGCAAGACUGGUUUUCCCAUUUUCUGUUCAGCUACCAUCAUCCUCUCCUGUCUCAUGCCAUACCCCUGGCACUCAUCGAUAGGAAACAAGCAGCAACUAGUACUAGAUGAUAUCUCUGAUAAGAAAAGGUUAACAUUUCAAUUGUCAUGCAGCUCCUGUUUAACAUAAAUUUCAGCUUUAUUCCUGGACUUACUCUGUGGUGCUUGAGAAAUCUAAAUCUGACUUAGAAAAACUUGUCAGCUCCACUAACUAGAGGAAAAAAUAUGAGUAGGAGACAGCAUUUUUCUAUUAUGUGGAAAUCUGACAUAUUGUUUGUGGAUUUUGGUUCUUAAAAUUGUAUUAAAGUCCUUCUCAUUUUAACACUGGAAUUAUUGGCAACAAUCCACCUCAUCUCAGAAAGUGUGUGUAUCUAAGCAAAUGAUACCAGUUUAACUGAAGGUAUGACUUAAAUGACUAAUGUCAUUAAAGCCAGCACAAUCCACACUGGAGAUGUUUCCAUUUUGUUUAAGGGGUUUUAGUUUUUUAAACUACAGCUUGUAAAUGCCCCUAAUCCUUUUGAGCAGCUGGAAAUUGCUGAGUACAAAGAAUUCCCACAGAAGGACUUUUGCUGAUCAACAUCAGCCUGGAGUAACAUUAUGUAAAAAGCCCUAAGACCUUCAAGUUCAUAAAUGAAAUGCUGCUUGAAUUUAGAAUUCCACAGUUAAGGUUUUAAAUCUCAAAUUCUCUUUCUUCUGACCACAUCCACCAUUUUAAUUCAAGAGAAUGGAUAAAACUUAACUACAUUUGAACUCUGGGCAAUAAUCCUUUUUAUAAUUAACUGGCCCUUUUCAGCUGAAAAUAAUCCAGGCAGUUGAUUGAGAAUAGUGAGCUAAAGAUGUUUGGGGUUUGGUUCCAUUUAAAACAAAGCCAGUAACCACAGGGUAUGCUACAAAGAAGACAGACCAAAACAAGUUAUUUUCUGCCUGAUGCACCUCAUUUUCAUUGCAAGAAUCUCUCAGGGACAUCAGUGUAUAUUAAAUAGCCAGAUGUAAUGAAGCUGGGGAAAGACUACAUGAGCUUUUUUAAUUUGUGAUUUACAAAAUUCUAGUGUUAGCCAUACUUUGAGGUGACAUCCUUCUGCUUCAGCCUCCUUGGCUGAAGGAUCCUCAGCAGUACCUCUGGCAGCAUUACUGGGGAACAGGGGAAGGUUAAGGACCUGUUUAUGGAGGUUUUGUUCUUUAGAAUAUGCUCCUUCUUGAAUCCUGACCUAUGUCUACAAGCAACACACCAAUGAAUCAUUUGGAAUUUGUGGCCAUCACACACCUACCCGAGCAUGUGAACAGCUCUAAAUAGUUAAUUUUCUGCUGGCAGGUGCUCACAUAACCCAGUCCUGAUACCAUAAAACUUCCUGAAGCUCUCAUUCCUUAGACUUAACAAAGUUCCCAAAUCAGAUUAUCUUUUCCCUAUUUAGCUGUUAGAAUUUAGUCUGGUGAGUGUUUUUAAGAGGCUGUGAGCAACUCUGCUCCCCUGGAUCCAGGUAUAUUGCCAAGAAAAUACCCACAACUAAUGUUAGUCCCAGUUGUUCAUUCUGUCUGCUAAGGAUUACCAUCCUUUCAAGUCACUGUAGAGCUGCAUCUACAAGAACCUGCCAGCUCCUCCAACCUGAUUGCCUGAGUUGGCAUCCCUGGAUCCCUCACCCAGCUGGCACUGCCAGUGAGGGGAGGGAAUGCUCAUUAAAACAGCCCAACAGUAACAACUGCAGGGGCUGUUGAUCGCAGCUGUUCAGAGACUCCACACUCACUUCACACCUUUCAUACUCCCACCUUGUCUGGCUACCCCAGAGAGCAGCCAAAACCAAAAUGCUUUCUUUCUGCUUCCAUAUUUUUGACAGUACCCAAGAAUCCAACAUUUAGGACAUCCACAUAAGCUGCAGGACCACCAAAAACCCUUGCUCAGAUUUGGGCAGAAGUAACAUCCGAGAUCUAACCAUCCAAAUCCCAGGAGAAAGCCUCCUGCUUUGGAACAAUAUGGAACAGAUAAAUACAUCUUCAUUUAUCUAAGAAGAAAAGCAGACUAACCUGGUUCAGGGCCAUAAUUACUAGCAGAUACUGGAACCUCCCAGUAGCCCAAACUUGCACCUCUUCUUAGUAUUCUGUAUUGGCUAGAGUAAGUGGAAAUUACUUAAACCUUCUGACUUCUCUAAAAGCCAUUCUUAAGUACUCAACACUCUCCAGGCAUAGACACUUCAGAUAUAUGGACACCAUGGGAUAGCAGGAUACAGCUAUGUAAAAUUUACAUCCAGUUGGAGAUGUAAACUCAUCUAUGCAGAAACUUUUUCUGAGACAAAAUGAGUGUUUAACAGUGAGUUGGUUUAGCCUCUUCUCAUUAUCCAGGCUGAGUGAAACAGAGACAUCCAUCCCCAGCACUGCCUGGCUCUUGUGCUGUCCAUGAAGCAGCAAUGGCUCCCCCAUACGAGGCAGGCAGCCAGAGGGAAAAACACCACAUCCACAGCCCUUCCUGAUGACAUUUUCAGGUCACAGCCACAAAAGUUAAAACAUUGAUCAGAAAACAGGAAGUCCACAAAAUCGCUCUCCAGGCUUUUUAGUGGGUUUGUUAAAUUGCUAAUGUAGCUUUAACAAUUAGUAGAGUCGGUUGUGCUAAUGCAGGGAUUAAGUGGAUCUCCCAGAAUUUCCCCAGGAAAACACCAGCUGAAUCACAACCCAGCAUACGAGUUUCUGGCACGUUCCCUUGUCUUAAAGGCCAGGCUGUAUAUAUGAGAAAUACUUCAGAGAAGUAUAUGCAAAUGUUAUGACACUGUAUCUCACAAGCACCUACUGUGAAAAAGUUAAUCCUACUUUGAGCAAACCUGUAAGAAGUAGGGUAUGAGUUUGUCCUUGUUCCUCAGGCCCUGACUGCAAACAAUGCCCUGGGACCAAGGCAGCAGCCUCUGUGUUUGCAUAUCCUACCUGGCAUCAGGAGUGAGCAGCAAGUACAGGCACAGCUUUGCACCAGUCUGUCUGUUGGCACCGGGGUGCUCUGGCAGUCGCUGAGUGCCCUGGCAAUGAGGGAAUGCUCCUGUGCCCUCAGCCCCUGUUCCGGAGCUGCUGCAACACGCAAAAGGCAGGGCCGUCCCUCCGCCCCCCGACAGGAGCACUUAUAAUAUCCACUGUAUUCUACAUGGAAGUGAGUUGUAGAGAGGCUUCCUUUUUAUGUUUAAAUGGAGAAACCACUUGAAAGUCCAUUAAAUUUUUAAUUAAAUAAAACUUAAUUUUUUUUUUUUUAAGAAUGAGGCCAGUCAUGGACAAAGCUAUUUUAUGACCUCCUUCAACACUGAACUCAAAGGAGGGUUUGUAAACGUGGUGGGUGGGAAGAGACAAAUCCAAUAUAAGGAUGCUAACUAUUUGAGAUUUGAAAUUCUAAUUAUUUUUUAAUCUACUCAUCUUGCUCUCCCCCUCUCCCAACACAAAGCAUCACAUGAACCCUUCGGUGGAAUUUUUUCUUCCUUUUCUUGUAUUAAACUCCUGUGACUUCAGGACAGUCCAAGUUGCCCAUUCAUUUUAAUUUUUCAAUUCUCCACAGAUUUCUUUCUUUGCAAAUACCUAUAAAUUAUAAGCUAAAGUUUUAUUUUUGCAGAAAGUCUGCUAUUAAGCUAUGCUGAUUUUUUUUGUCCUGAUCAAAUAGUGUUAAUUUCUACUACCACAUUGUACAUGGCUAGGAGUAGUGUAAAAAAAAUGUGGUAGUAUUUUAUGUGCUUUAAACACUGAUAAAGAUAUAAAGAGAAGUGCAUAUACGAAGUUUUACUUUCCUAAUAGGAACACUGGCAUUAGCAAAUAGUAUAUUUGAACCAAUAGGAAAUAUUACUUUGUAGUAGAAAACACAUUGUAAAUAAAAACUUGUUAUUUUUUUAAUGGAAAUUUUAUAGAAGCUUUUUCUGUAUACUCAAUUGAUCCCAUGUUUACUGAAAAUGCUGCAAGUGGGAAUUGUACAUUGCAAAAUGGGGGUGGGGAGCAGACAGUCUGACUGAGGUGAAAGCUGUGUGUGCUUUGGAGAAAAACAUCCAGUUGUCUGUGAACAGAAAUGUAAAGCUUAACUGUAGAAGAACCGAAUAAAAGAUUUUCAAGGCAA
Messenger RNA from Pseudopipra pipra, 9016 nucleotides. It is a transcript of the gene TFDP2, whose product is annotated as transcription factor Dp-2. Gene Ontology annotation, biological process: regulation of transcription by RNA polymerase II; regulation of cell cycle. NCBI's taxonomy places the organism in Eukaryota, Metazoa, Chordata, Aves, Passeriformes, Pipridae. Gene Ontology annotation, molecular function: DNA-binding transcription factor activity, RNA polymerase II-specific; RNA polymerase II transcription regulatory region sequence-specific DNA binding. The transcript is spliced from 14 exons. Gene Ontology annotation, cellular component: transcription regulator complex; nucleus. Bases 330 to 1748 code for a protein of 472 amino acids. The record is from RefSeq and is a predicted model, not a curated record.